Messenger RNA from Venustampulla echinocandica, 234 nucleotides. RefSeq lists its product as uncharacterized. NCBI's taxonomy places the organism in Eukaryota, Fungi, Ascomycota, Leotiomycetes, Helotiales, Pleuroascaceae. The transcript is spliced from 2 exons. The record is from RefSeq and is a predicted model, not a curated record. The coding region runs from base 1 to 234 and encodes 77 amino acids.
AUGGUCCAUAAGAAACACGAAGUAUUGCAAGGUGCCGCCAAGAAGGCUAGAAUACCAUCCUCUACUCUACCUCGUACAUCCUACUCGAGUACGGGCAUGACGAAUCCACUAUUCGGAUCUCUCGGCCGGCUUAUGACGCUGCCUCAGUUGGGCUUCCUCCUCCCCAGUCCGAGUGUGGACAGAGAGGGUGCUUCGUACUGCACUGUACCAGCGAAGAAUUUACGGAUCCUGUAG